AGCUGUCAGCAGGUAUGGGGCAGAGACUGCAGAAAACCGAGGAGAAAUCUGGCUGGAGGGUGACAAAACCAGCUAGCCUAGACUCGGAGAAAUGAAGAAACUAAGUACCAAAGAUGGGAAAUGAAAUGGAAAAGUGAACCUUGGUUAAAAGACACACAUCUAGAGAGGAAAAACCCAUAAGGAGAAGGAAUGCCCAGUAAGAGAGAACUCUCUAAAGAUUGUAAUUUUCUGAAGAUUUUCCUGGAGGAAGCCAAACUGGAUUUCUCCUCUCUGUCAUGCCAAACCCAGGUGCCCAAGUAUUUCUUCAAGAAAAAUUUUUCCAUCAUUGACAGGAAAGAUGUCUCAACUUCUCUUACGAGGUCUAGAAAACAUGUGGAAUGCUACAUCAAAGAAGAAAAGAAAAAAAUGGAACUGAUAAGGAAAUGUAUAAAAAGAACAAUACAGCCUCUGGACCAGAUUCCAUCAUUCCUCAGAAUGGCCUCCACUGCAAACUCUCUCUUGAGUCAUUGCCAGUGCUUUCCUAUGGAGGUGCCAAGUAUACCCACAGGCCUUGGAACAGAAAACUGACAAGCCACUCUGGGGAAGACCUAACUUGAUGUUAUCCGUAAUAUCUACAACAAAGGAAGGUCUCUAAAUUAAAGGAGAGAAGAGUCAUUUGGAAGAACAUCCUGGACAGUCAGUAGGAGGGUCACAGGAAUAUCUAUGCUGGGGAAAAGUGACUUUUCGUAAGAAAGAAUGAUGGAGGCAGUAUCACUUUUGCUGGUGUAAUGAAUUCCUCCCAGUGAGCUCAAAAUCACUGAAUGAACCCCCAAACCACAGAGCCAUCUGAAGAAUGUCCCACUCCCACAACCUUAAUUGACGGGGGACAACAGAGAUGCUCAGGAAGAGAGAGAGAAGCAAGGAAAGCCAGAAAUCAAAUUUUAACCUGGUCCAGCACAGCUCCUUUCAGAAUGCAAGCUGGUAAAUUCACCUGAGGAUUCUCUCUCACAGGGGUUGCUAAUUACACAGCUAUUAUCAAUAUCAGGCUGUGAUUAUUUGUCUUACACAAAGUUCUUUUCUGAACUUUUUCAGCGAGGUUGGGGAAUCUGAUAGGUGGCUUUUGAAUUUUGGACUAGAAGUAAAAAGGUUGGAUCAAACAUGUCUGGACCUGUGACCUGCAAUGGAUAUCAUCUAAGAAGCUGCUAUGAAAGAGUCUCAGAUGAUAAACAACUAAAGGAUCCCAGAUUCAGCUUGGAAACAGUCAAACUCUCUCAUGGUCCUCUUAUGAGAGUCUCAGGGAGACAUCCACAAGGCUCCUCAGCAUAUAGCAGGGACAGUAAAGAUUGGAUGACUCCGGAUCACCUUCAGAGAUAUCCAAGCACAAAUGAGACUCUAUAUGUGACCCUUGAGGAGUUUCAUUUAUGGAAGGUCCUACAGGGAACACUGGAUUUGUCUCUUUGGAAGGUGAAAGUUGACUGGCAAAUAGUCCAGGACUCAGCAAUCAUUUCCUUCUUUGGUUCCCAGAAAGUGACUUCUAAUGCCAAGAUUGCCAUCAGUAAACUGUUGAUCCUUCUCAAUUCCACUGUGAGAAUGAAUCCAUGGCCUGGUCUUAUUCAAAAGCAAAGAAGGAUGAGUGGUUUCUUCCAGGUAGGAGAUGACCUUAAUCUCUAUCUCUGGGAAGGAGAAGCUUCCACUUUCCGAGCCUCUGUUACCAUGAGCAUUAGCAGUAGGCCACUGGACAGACAUAAUGAAGUCAAAGCAGUGCCCAAGGUAAGGGUGCUGAGGCAGCAUAUCCUGAAUAAGCGAGGUAUACCCCAGGUGCUCCUACAAGUGGUGCUGUUAUCUUCCUGGGCUGGACCUAGCUCAAGGAGGAAGCCAGCUUCUAUAGAUGGAAGCCAGGAGCUGACAGCCAGUGCAGUCACUUUGGCACUGCAAGCUGCAUCCCAAGAGAAAAGUGCUUCGUUGGUGAUCCACCCCACAGGUCCAGCAGCCCUAGCAAAGGGGAUCAUUCUGGGAGUCAAGGAGUUUAAGAGCGUUCAGCCCACAAGGAGCAGCCUGAAGAGUCUGACAAUUGCAGUAAAUGAUAAUGACUUUGUAGCUGAGUGUGAGGUGGAAUGUUGCAGGUGGUGGCCCCGUGGAAAGGAUCACCAUGUCCUCCUUCCCUACAUCAUGAGCUCCUGGGAAGCUGUAAUAACCCAGGUGGUGGUUGGAAGCCUCAUUAGCCAGAAAACAGAUGUGGUGGUUUUCCCUUGGAUUCUGGAACCCCACAAUAGGAGUUGGGUCCAGGAGACAUCUACCCAGGUCCAGGCAGCACUAGAGACCAUUCUUGAUGCCCAGGAUCUCCUCCAUGGAAACAUUAUCACCGUUCCUGCUUCCAGCUUGCCUGGUCUGCAUUGCCAGAUCCUAUAUAUCAUCUGCCUGGAUGCAAGAUUAGUUCAACGGCGCCUAGAAGUCAGCAAGCAGAUCAUUCAUCAGGUAGUCUGGAGCUGCUUGAACAAUUUCCUUGGCUCUUUUCUGGAAUCCAUCUCCUUUCCCAUGUUAGACCUGGAGAUUCCUGGGAAUUCUAACUCCUUGAACAUUAUGUUGGAAGAGAUUAAUGACUUCUUAAAACAAAAACCCAACACGUGGAUGAAACUAGUGCAGAUAAUUCAGCCGCUAAGAGUAGCCACUCCUCAGAAGGUGACUGAAGAUUUCAGGACCCCUCUUGAAGCCAUCAGUCUCUGUCAGAAAGAGGACCGAGCUUUCGUCCAGUACCUUAAUGACUCCCCAGCUGUUUUCCAAGAAUUUGAAGAUGAUUUAAGGAAGAUAGGCUGUGUUUUCCAAACUUGUGUUUCUUUGGGAGUGCUUAAAUUUAUAGCAGAAGGUGAACACUUAGAUCCCUCUAGCUGGGAGAAAGCUGUGGAAGAUGCUUUUCAGAAAAAUAAGAAGAGAUAUGCUGUUCACUACGAGUCCAACUCAGAUAUUCUAAAUGUUCUGAAGAAGCAACAAUCACUAGUGAAGUCUUUUACAACCAUACGAGAAUAUGAAGGCCCUUGCUUUGUAGGGCCAGCUGAGGAAAUGAAGAUGUUUGUACAACGUCUUCGGGAAAUGGCUUUCGAUAAAAAGUCAGUGUGUGUGAAACAUCCCAUUCUCCAUCUGCCUAGAUACAUGGUGGUCAAAAACACAAUAAGCAAGUCGCUCCUUCUUCUUCACUCUCCAGUAACUAUAACCUUGGAGGAAGAUCCUUUAGGUAUGAUUACUUUUCAGGGACCCCGACAGGAUGUGAUUGAGGUGGAAAGACAGUUUUAUAGUCUGCUGAGUGGUUUUAAGGAUUGGCCAAUCUCACUUUCUCCAUUUCAAGUGCAAUUUAUCCAGAGCCUCCAGGAAGAACUCUUCAAUGAAAAUUUUUUCCUUGCUAGAGAUAUUUUGGCAGUACUGAACACUUCUGAUGGAGUUAUGAUUUUGGGGCUUGACUUUGGAGAAUUGGUACAAGCAGAAGAAUUGCUGAAGACCCUGGUUUAUGAAAAGAAGAUUGAUAUAGGGGAAGAGGUCCAGUGGGCAGCCAAUAGUCUAGAAUGGGAAGCUCUACUUACAGCACUAAGUAGUGAAAAGAAAGUCACUUUCUAUAGUGUCAAAUCUCAGCAAGAUAUCUUGACUUCAGUGGUCAUAGUGGGCAGUAGGGUUGAAGUAGCUGAGGCAGAGCUCAAUAUUCGAGAAUAUUUGAUGAGUUAUUCAAUAACUGAAGACAAAAUUAUUUCCCCCCGACCGGAGCUGGCUGAAGCCAGAGAAAACCUACUUCGGAUAAUGAACUGGGGAGACUUAAAGGUGAAUAUUUGGAUUCAGACCAACCAUUCUACUUUAAUCUUGAAAUUAAAAGGACUGAGAAGACAUAUAAAAGAGGUCAGAGGAGUUGUUCAAACUGAUCUAGAUUCAUUGACUGUGAGAAGUAUCCCCAUAAGGCAGAGAGAAAUACAACAAUAUCUUUUGGAGAUUGGAGGUACAGUUCUUCUCACAUUUGCUGAAGAACUCCAAUGUUUGGUGAAGAUGCAAAUACCAGAGGAAACUACAAAUGCUUUGCUCUCCGAGGUCUCAGCCUGUAGGGAGGAAAGUGAACUGACAUCUGUCCGUGAGCUCCUGAAGAUUCUCAGAAGAUACAGAAAUGAACAUUUUACUCUUGGUAACUCUCCACUAGGACUGGUUCAGGUAUUAGGUAGGGAGAUGAAUUUAGCCAAAUUUCAAGAAGCUUUUGAGGACUUUAUGAAUGGGUUUUACAGUGAAACAUUCAACAGUGAUAAAAUAGUCACUUUCAGUGAAGACUGUCUUCAAGAGGUCUUGGAUCAAGGGUACUAUUUCCCUCUCAAUCUGCAUCGUCAUGGAAACCUCUUAAAGAUCCAGGGCUUUCAGGAAGAUGUGAAGAAAGCUGCCACUGCUGUCCAAACUCUCAUCCAGGAAGCUCAGGACACAGAAAGAGCAGAAGCCCUGAAAUCAGUGGUUCAGUGGAAGUAUGACAUUGGGAACACAGGUCUUUCCCCAUUCGACAAAACCAUAAACCUAAAGCUGGAAACAGCAUAUAGGAAGGAAGAAGAGAACAUUGAAAUCAUCUUGGAUUCCAGAAGAACCCAGGUCAACUUGAAGAAGAGAAAAGGUUUGGUGCCAGACACAGGGACAAUCUUUAAAAUAAAGCGGGAAAUCUACAUAUGGGAGAUGAGCAUCCCUGAGCAUUGGGAACCAAUGAAUGAUGACCCAGUGAAGAUUGUGAAACUCCCACCAAAUCUAGUGGAGUACCAGAGAGUAGCCAAGAAGUUCAAGCACUCCAUGGACAAGAGUACCAUCCUUAAGAUAGAAAGAAUACAAAACCCAUAUCUCUGGACCUCUUAUAUUUACAAGCGGAACUGGAUGGAGAAAAAGAAUCCCCCAGGAAUACAGAAUGAGAAAUUCCUCUUCCAUGGAACACCAGCACAGAACUGCUCAUCCAUCAUUGAAAAUGGACUAAAAAGCACCUGUAGGGAAAAUGGACGGUAUGGCCAGGGGAUCUACUUUGCAGUGGAUGCUCAUUUGUCCUCCCACUAUUGUGGAAAAAGCCACCAAGGAUCCAAGCAUAUGUUCCAGACCUUUUUGUUCCUGGUGUCUCCUUGGCUUCGAGACCCCUGGAGUGCCCAAACACUGUGGCAUCCAGUGGCAUCUGGAUAG
Molecule: messenger RNA, 5148 nt
Organism: Vombatus ursinus (common wombat)
Lineage: Eukaryota; Metazoa; Chordata; Mammalia; Diprotodontia; Vombatidae
Exons: 15
Coding region: 1138-5148 (1336 amino acids)
Biological process (GO): negative regulation of gene expression
Cellular component (GO): nucleus; cytoplasm
Molecular function (GO): NAD+ poly-ADP-ribosyltransferase activity; transcription corepressor activity
Source: RefSeq, a predicted model, not a curated record